This is a messenger RNA of Lactuca saligna, 327 nucleotides long. NCBI's taxonomy places the organism in Eukaryota, Viridiplantae, Streptophyta, Magnoliopsida, Asterales, Asteraceae. The record is from the annotation of a GenBank genome assembly.
AUGGAUGAUGAUCAGCAAGGGGUACACUUCUACCAAGUUCUAGUGACUCAGGAGUGCUUGAGGAGGAUCCUAAAGAAAACCCCGAUGGAGGCCUUGCCAUGGGUCAAUAGGUGGGACCCGAAGUGUAACCGGAAGAGAAAGGACGUUGAGGAGGCGCACAAUGAACCCCAUCUAUCGAAAGCCCCAUCAGAUCCACGCACGGUUCAGAAGGGUGAUGCAUACCAUUUACACUCUCUUGAGGAAGAAAUAACAAAUCUCAAGUGUGAACUCUUUGCAACCGAAGCAAGGGUUGUACGAGCCGAGGGUAAUCACCCAAGAGGCAAAUGA